Erigeron canadensis is the source of this 2574-nucleotide messenger RNA. RefSeq lists its product as uncharacterized. The coding region runs from base 136 to 2262 and encodes 708 amino acids. The record is from RefSeq and is a predicted model, not a curated record. Lineage: Eukaryota; Viridiplantae; Streptophyta; Magnoliopsida; Asterales; Asteraceae. The transcript has 5 exons.
AACGGCUCCUUAUCUAAAUUAAAAACCCCCAAAUCCAACCAAACAAAUAAUUCCCUACUCGUCUUCUAUAAUAAUUUUUUUUAUCUCUCUCUCUCUCUCUCAAACCCCCAACAACAAAUUUUGAUCAUUUCCAAUAUGGCGUCUUUAACACCCGGAAUCCUAUUAAAACUUUUACAAACAAUGAACACCAACACCCGAGUCACCGGCGACCACCGAUCCCCUCUUCUUCAACUCAUCGGAAUCGUUCCCGGUCUCGCAGCCGGGUCAGACGACUUAUGGCCAAACCACGGGUUUUAUAUUUCCCUUUCCGAUUCAUUAAACUCGACUUACGUUUCUCUUUCUGAUAAGGACACCGAUCUUAUUCUAACGAACCGGUUACAGCUUGGCCAGUUUGUCUAUGUCGACAAGUUUGAGUUCGAUACUCCGGUGCCUCGUGUGUCUGGGAUUCGGCCGAUUGCUGGCCGUCAUCCGUUUGUUGGAACCCCUGAAAUGCUUAUUGCUCGGAUCUCGACUAGUAAGAGGGAGUUUGUGAUUCAGAGUGGUUCCGAUUGUGAUUCUUCGGGUGAUCCUAUUGCUACGUAUUUGUCGAAUAAGAAGUUUGAUAAUCAACCAAAAGAUAUUAAGAAUGAGGGUAGGAACCGACAAGUACUUGCACCUAGAGAGAAUGUGAAUAAUUUUGAGGAAUCAGCAAAGGCUUCGGAAAAGCCUUCUCAGAGGUUUUCAAGCCCAGGUAUGAAGCCACAAAGGUCGAUAUCAGCAGGCAAAAAGAACAUGGUGGAAAGGGACCCUUCACCGGCUGCACAACUGAAAAGGUCAUCUUCUCCAGUGCCUUCAAAGUGUGUCGUUCCUAGCCUAGUUAUGGCUAAAGAAGAGAAUCGCAAGUCUUCUAAAGAACCAUCCAUUAUUGUGCCUUCAAGAUAUAGGCAGCCUUCUCCCAAUGGGAGGAAACCCGUUACUCCAAGUUCAAGGAGAAUGUCAAUGUCUCCUGGAAGGCGGUUGUCUGCUGGAGUUAAAGUUUCUCCAGCAACAGAUUCUGGUAAUAAGAAAAAGAUGGCAACUUUGGCAGCUGAGAUUUCAAAAGUUUCAGACGCUCUUGUCGGGUCUUCCACAAAGUCAGUUGGAUCUUCCACAAAGUCCAAUGGAUCUUCCACAAAGUCAGUUGGAUCUUCCUCGAAAGCAAGUAGGAAGAACUGGGAUGAAACACCUACAGAAACAAAACAGAAGAAUUUUACAAAAAACCAGCCCGAUCUGCAAGCAAUUUUGAAAACUCAGGCUGCACUUUCUAGACGUUUAAGUGAUGCACAUUCAUCGCCGCCUAACCUAGAUGAUUUGCCAAACGUUGAAAAGGUUCAAACGAGCUCAGGUGACACUCCACUCUUGCCUGAAAGACCAAAUACUACAGCUCUGGGAAUCACACUUCAUGAAAAGAAAUGGACUGAUGGUAGUGUGCCUCUAGAUGCUUUGUCUUUAGACAUUAAAAGACUUGGACAGAAUGCUUUGCAAAGGAGAAAUCUGGCUGCCAUUGCUGCAGCUGAAGCUUUGCAAGAGGCCCUUACCACUGAAGCUAUUCUGAGGAGUUUGAGCAUGUUCUCCAAUCUCUGCUCAAUGUCAAAAGUUGGAAACCCUUUACCAACAAUUGAUAGGUUUAUGUCUGUAUAUGACGACGCUGUUAAAGCAAUAUCAGCAGCUGAAUCAGCUACUAGCAACCAAAUUCCCAGCAUGACUCAUGAUAACGCACCACCAACAGACCAGUCAAAAACUCUCGCCCUUUGGGUAGAAGCUGCGCUAGCCACUGACCUUGAGGUUGUUUCCCUCCUAUCAAAUCAAGUAAUCGCGUCCCCAUCUCAACCCCAGAAGAAAACCCUUUCUCAAAAACAAUCUUUACCAGAAACCAUCAAAAACCAUUUGAUGAUUCCUUCUUCUAAUAUGUCAGUUAAUGGGGCAUGGAUGAAAGGUCACGGGAUGAAUGAGAAUCUUGUAUUGGGAAUGAAUUUGCAAAAGGAAAUGCAAACAUGGUUCUUUAAGUUUGUUGAGGAGUCGCUUGAUGCUGGUUUUCAGGUCUUUGAUAAGAAUAGUCCUUCUAGUUCAGAAGUAGGUCCCAUUAAGAUGAUCUUAUCGCAGCUUAAACGAGUGAACGAUUGGUUGGAUUGCAUGAUCUCAAAGCAAGAUGAGGUGUUGUCUGGAGCAGUUGACCGGUUGAAAGGAAAAAUUUACAGGUUUGUCAUUCAACAUGUUGGUACCACAUAUGACAACUCGUCCUGAUGCUGAAAAUUUAGUUUCCAUCGUUAACAUUAUUUAUGAUGCUUUCAUAAAUUUGGAAAUUUGUUACUAGAAGAUAUUGCAUUUUGUUAGUGUGUUUUUUCCUUCCAAUUGUGUUUUAAAGGUAUGACUGGAAUGCUAGUUUCAGAUGUGGAUUGUUCAUGCAGAAGAAAGUGAGUUUUCUUGCCAUAUCGAAUCAGAUCUUAUAUAUAUCAUUAGGCCAUUUAAUGUAAUGAGUUCUAUAUAGAUUCCUUCAAUCAUGUUUUCUUCCCAAUGAAAUAGACGGUGCAUAGGUAUAACAUAGUUAAUACGAAA